Messenger RNA from Babesia ovata, 1653 nucleotides. RefSeq names its product calcium-binding and coiled-coil domain-containing protein 2, putative. The coding region runs from base 1 to 1653 and encodes 550 amino acids. The record is from RefSeq and is a predicted model, not a curated record. NCBI's taxonomy places the organism in Eukaryota, Apicomplexa, Aconoidasida, Piroplasmida, Babesiidae. The transcript is spliced from 4 exons.
AUGCAUCUGCCCACUGCGUUGUGGCGUUAUUGGCAGGCUAUCUGGCCUGCCGGGUUCCAGGCGACUGCGCACGUGAACAUGAGCUGCGGUAUGCGCCCUGGCCGCGCUGCCGAGGAAGACGUGUUUUCCGGUACACAUUGGUCUGAGGUGUUACUGGAGACGCGUGGCAAUGGCUUGUUUCUGUUCGAGCCGGAGGUGUGUGUCGGCUCCGCCGCUCGAGUGCCUACUAUGGCAUGGGUACUGGAGCACGUUCGCCUUGAGCUGCUCCCUGCGAAACCAGGAAUGACACUGCCUAUAGGCUGCGCUUCGUCCGACGAGAGCUGUGGCGCCCUGCUCUACUUUUUCGAGAGCCGAGAUGAGGAUUCGGCCUUCCUGGCCAUACACUACCCGAGCGUGAAGGAUGCGCAGUAUGCAUGUACGCAGUUUCGGCGCUGUAGUCUGACGUAUGUGCGUUCCCUGGUUGACGGUUGCGGUGACGAUGGCGUCACUGCUGGUGACGUCGCCCACACCAUCGAAUCGCUGCGUUACUCUCGCGAGGAGCUGGCACAGCAGAAGGACUUGCUGCGUCUGGACAACACCCUGUUGUUUUCGCAGUACGCGAGUAACAAGCAGGCCUUUUCGGAGAGUACCGCCAUGCAGAUGCAGGAGAAUGCGGCCUUGCGUUCGCAGCUGGAGCGCUGCAUGGACCGCAUACAAUCCCUGGAGAGCGACUCCAAUGUACGCGAAGGAACGAUCCGCGCACUGAAAGAGGAACGGGAGCACCUGGUGGAUCUUACGACGAACCUUCAGUCCGAGCUUGAGACCUCGAGGGACGCCGGUCGGUCGUCAGCAAACAGCACGGAGGAGGCGUUGAGGCAAGACUACAAGUCCACGUUGGCUGAUGUCUCUCGUCUCCGGCGUGAAGUGAAGAAUUUGCGAAAGGACAACGCACGCAUCACCAACCAGUACCACAAUUACAAGCGUGAGGUGAACCUGGAGUACGAGCGCGUGGAGGAGCUGCUCUACCACAGCACGAUAUAUGAGAUGCUGAUGCACUGGAUAUUGUGCAACGACCUGAAGGUACGCUGCACGUUCUGCGUCUCCGUGCUAAUUCGCAUUCAGGUUGAGUACUACGAAACGUGCCACCAGAUGAGGCCCGAGGAGCACCAGGCAUUCUGUGAUCGAGUGAACGCGGCACAGGAGGAAUUCCGCGUAUCUGUCACUCUCGCUCGUGCAUCGUACAUAAACUGUCGCACGCACCUCUUCAACGAGCUGCUGUCAUCCAUCAGCGGCCACAAGUUGGAACUGCCGCGCUCCAAGCGUCUUCUGAGCCUGGCGCUCGAGCGUUUGGACUGGAUCUUCCAGCCUGAGUCGUGCCGCCUGGACGUCCGCGAACCCAUCUGGAUGAACCAGGAGAAGUUCGACGGACUUGUUGAAGCUCUGAUCUACAAGACCUCCGACCACACUUGGUACAACAAGUUAUCGUACGUGUCUGCGCUGAAGCCCAUAUUGACCAACGACGGCGCCUCCGAAUCCAUGCUGCUGACGCUGAAGCGACAGCUGUACGAGUCUCUGAACCAGAACGAGGCGCUCAAGCAGCAGGUGGCUUCGAUGCAGAAGGCCCUGGGUAGCAACAAGCACUGGCAGUCCAUUUGGUCCCGUGCCGCGGCGUAG